AUGUCGCAUACAGAUCUCCGCGGCCUCCAGGGGCUCCAUGAUGGACUAAGAACCCCCGAUGCAGAGUCAUUGCGCUCAUUCACUGAGACUAUUCAAGACGAAUACCACGAAUGGGUCAGCGAGUCCGGUCGAUUGUCACAGACUGAUCAAUUAUUGGACAACUUCCCCCAUCCACCGAGAUUGGAAAGUCUAAAUGCAAUUCACGAGGAAGAGAUGGAAGUGUAUCCCACACCAAAUCCUUCUAUCAAGAAUCUGCGUCGACAUGCGACGGCCAAUGAGCUUCCUCUUCUACAGCAAAUCAAUCCAAAUGAGGGAGCACCAGAGUUUAACCCCGUCAGCGAAGAGACCGGCUCAUACGAUCUCAUUGCGCCCUACGAUGGCGGCGAUCUACCACUCUACAAGCUGGAACGAAUUGCCGACAUCAUGUUUUCGUCCGAACACAUGCUCACAAUCCUAAAUAACCCCCGAUAUCUAGCUCGAUUUCGUGACUUUAUUCUCGAAGAACGGCCGCGCUCCAUUUCUACCCUCACGUACUACCUCAACGCCUCCAAGGCGCUUAAGGCAAUUCAAUAUGCUAAUGCGCUCGUCCGCCUCUCAAUUGAUGUGCCUCCCCCAGCAGUACGGACGGACGGGGAAGCCGCCGGGGUGGCGGUGAACCGUGUUUUGGAGCAGCGUGUUGUAGACGGGCUGUUGGCUCUCACUGCCGAGGAGCUCCCUGCAUUUAUCACAGCCAGAUGUAUCAACAUCACAAGCAAGAUCGUGGAGGAGCGAGUCCGAGGAACCUUGCCAAUGAAGUUUCGCGGGACUUCGAAUGCACUGGCAGAAGUAUUUUGCCUGACAGACCCAUCGCGACCUGACAAUCCAAUUAUUUUCGCAUCAGAAGAGUUCCACAGAACAACACAGUACGGCAUGGAUUACGUGCUUGGUCGAAAUUGUCGCUUUUUACAAGGCCCAAAGACAAAUGCGAACAGUGUUCGUCGACUUCGCGAAGCUAUUCACGCAGGCCGGCAUCAUUCAGAAAUGUUUCUCAACUAUCGUCGUGACGGCUCUCCAUUCAUGAACCUGCUCCAGUGCGCACCUCUAUGCGACAGCCACGGCCGUGUCAAAUACUUCAUCGGCGCACAGAUCGAUGUCUCGGGACUUGCAAUGGAGGGAGCCUCGAUGGAAUCCUUGAUGGAACUACAAAAUAAAUACCGCGAUCCCGACGAAGACAGCAUCGCGGAGCCACCAGAAGCAGAAGAGAAGGAUGAGUUCCGUGAGCUGACUGAACUGUUCAGUCCGCGGGAACUCUCCGCUGUUCAACAGUAUGGUGGAAAUCUGUUCCAACCUAUGCAAAGCCUCGCAUAUCCGCAUCACCCGCGAUCAUGGUUCCAGCCCGACGCAUCCUUAGAAAGAGAGACUGAAGCCAUCCGUCUACGUGAGAUGAAAUCGUCCUUUUUCCGGAUGUCAUUUGCGGGCGUGUAUGAGAACUAUCUCCUCGUUCGACCAUACCCUUCCCUCCGGAUUCUGUUCACGUCGCCCGCUCUCCAGAUCCCAGGCAUGCUGCAAUCACCAUUCCUAUCCCGCAUUGGCAGUUCCUCGGCAGUGAAAGAUGACCUACUACAAGCUAUGAAAGUUGGGCGCAGUGUGACUGCGCGUAUCAAGUGGACAACGCGUUCCAAUCCCGACGGUCGCAAUCGAUGGGUCCAUUGCACGCCUCUACUUGCGAGUAAUGGUCAAGUGGGUGUGUGGAUGGUUGUAGUUGUGGAUGAUGGAUGA
Penicillium psychrosexuale is the source of this 1758-nucleotide messenger RNA. RefSeq lists its product as uncharacterized. The coding region runs from base 1 to 1758 and encodes 585 amino acids. Gene Ontology annotation, cellular component: nucleus. NCBI's taxonomy places the organism in Eukaryota, Fungi, Ascomycota, Eurotiomycetes, Eurotiales, Aspergillaceae. The transcript is spliced from 5 exons. The record is from RefSeq and is a predicted model, not a curated record.